Messenger RNA from Cryphonectria parasitica EP155, 381 nucleotides. RefSeq lists its product as uncharacterized. The transcript has 2 exons. The record is from RefSeq and is a predicted model, not a curated record. The coding region runs from base 1 to 381 and encodes 126 amino acids. Gene Ontology annotation, biological process: negative regulation of apoptotic process; protein stabilization. Lineage: Eukaryota; Fungi; Ascomycota; Sordariomycetes; Diaporthales; Cryphonectriaceae.
AUGGCAGAAGAGAAGCAGCCCUCAGGCGUCGUGGAAGGCGCCACGACCGGCGAUGUCGAGGACGAACUGCAAGACGACAAGGCCAAGUCGGCAGAGGACAGGAAAGCCGCCGCGGCGCUGUCGCAGCUCGAUGCGCGGGGUGACGACGCCGCAACUGGCUCUACGUCGGUCGACCAAAAGGGCCUCAGCGAGGCCGUGAACAAGCUGAGCGUCACCAAGGCCGAGGAGAAGAAGGACCUCAAGAAGGUCAAGGUGGACGCCGCGGACGUCACGCUACUAGUUGACGAGCUCGAUCUGACGAAGCCCAAGGCUACCGAGCUGCUCAAGCAACACGACGGCGAUGCUGUCAAGGCGAUGAGGGCAUAUGUGGCCGUCAACUGA